ACCGCUCCUCCUCCUGCUUCCCUCUGCCGCCUGGAUACCGGCCGUUCUCCUUUCGAUUCUUCUCCUCCUCCUCUUCCCAGUUGUCGAAGGCUGCCGCCGACAAGUAAUCCCUCCAUCACCUAUGCCUACCCUCUGCUGUUUAUCUUUGAAGCUGCGUUGAAUGUCUCUUGAAACAUGGAGGAAAAAGGCAGCUACAACCAGUAUUUCCUGCCUCAUAUUUGCCACAUUCAAAUUGGUUUUAGUUGAUCUGUUUGCAUUGGUUACAUCGGUUUUUCACGACAUUUUAUCUUUAGUUAUCUGUUGCAUGUCUCACAUAUGCUAUCCAAGGAUCCCAGCUUGCCUUCCCAUACAGUCUUGGCUGCUUGUUCAGGUGGUGGCUAAUGGGAUUGCAGAAACAAUACAUCGUUUUGACAAGCAGGAACAAGAAUUCUGUUCAUGAGGGCAGUGGUUGAUCUGUUCACCUAUAGCCACUUUUAAUUACUCUUGCAAAACCCUAGACAUUGGACAUUCUGAUUUAGUUUGUUUCAGGUUGUCCUGUGAGAUCAUGUCAUUAGAGUUGAAGUCAUUUCACAUAAUACAACAAGAAAACUGCCAAUUUUAGAUGUCUGGGAGAACUUUCUGGUCUAAAGGAUGCUCAGCUUGUCCUCUCUUGCUUCUUGGAAACCAUACUCAAGAGAUCUACAGCAGCAUUUGUUCUUGAUGCUUCAAGGAUGCAAGAGCAUGAAGCAACUUACUCAGUUGCAUGCAAAAUUGGUGGUUAAUGGCUUUUCCUGCAAGAAUGUCCUCAUCACCAAGCUUCUCUCCUGCUGCAUUGUGUCAGGGAAUAUAACAUAUGCAUCUCUAGCUUUUGACCAGGUUGAGGAACCAAACACCACCCUCUGCAACCAAAUGAUCAGGGCAAUUUUUCAUGGAGAUAUGCCAGAGAGCUCCUUUACCAUCUACAAUUGGAUGAGAAGAAGAGGGAGGACAGAUACGCUGCAGCCCAAUGGUUUCACAUAUACCUUCCUCCUUGCUGCCUGUGCUAAGGCCGGGCCAAAUUUCUUGCCACAAGGGGAGCAAUUGCACUGUAGAAUCAUUUCUGGUGGCUUUGAUUCCAGUGUGUACAUUCAGACUAAUUUAAUAAAUAUGUAUGCUGCCUCUGCCACCAUGAGAGGUGAGUCUAUCGCUAAAGCUCAUAAGAUAUUCGAAGAGAUGCCCCGGAGAAACAUUGUGUCAUGGAACACCAUGUUGGCUGGAUAUUUGCAAUCUGGGGAUGUGCCAACGGCAUUUAGGUUCUUUGAUGACAUGCCUGCUAAGGACAAAGUGUCGUGGACCACCAUGAUUGCAGGUUGUGCGCAGGCCGGUAUGAGUGGUCAGGCACUCACUCUAUUUAGUCAGAUGAGGAUAUCUCGAGUAAAACCUGAUCAAGUUACAAUGAUCGCUGUCCUGUCAGCAUGUGCAUAUUUGGGAGACUUGGAAUUGGGACGUUGGAUCCAUGCACAUGUCUGCAAUUUCUGGCAUGGAAGAGAAUGUCUAGUGAAUCUGAGUAAUGCACUCAUCCACAUGUAUGUUAAAUGUGGAGCUAUUGAUGAUGCAUUUCAGGUCUUCACCGAGAUGCCUCGUAAAAGCACUGUCACGUGGACGACCAUGAUCGCAGGCCUUGCAACCCAUGGUUAUGGUGAUCAGGCACUAGAUCUAUUCCAAAGAAUGCAGUGCAAGGGAUCAGAAAAUGAGAAGCCAGAUUGGUUGACCUUUAUUGCAGUUCUAUGUGCCUGCAGUUACACGGGUAGGAUUGACAAGGGGCUUUGCUACUUUGAGCAGAUGAUUUCAAUGUAUGGAAUCAGACCAAAAAUACAACACUAUGGAUGCAUUGUUGACAUGCUCAGCCGUGCAGGUCACUUGAACAAAGCCCAAGAGCUGAUUAAAAUGAUGCCAGUGGAACCUAAUUCUGCUAUCUGGGGAGCCUUGCUUGGUGGCUGUUGGAUACAUAAGGAUGAUAAACUUGCAGGCCAGGUGAUCCACAGAAUUAUGGAACUCGAACCAGACCAGGUGGCUGGCCACCUUGUCUCUGUAUCCAAUUUGUAUGUUGCAUCUAUGAAGCGAGGUGAUAGUCAAAUGUUCAGGGAUAUGAUGUUGGAAUUGGGCAUUAGAAAGCCUGCUGCUUGCAGCUUAAUAUAUGCAAAUGGGUCUAAUUCAUGACUUCUUGGCUGAUAACUGGAGCUUCCAUCUUUGUUCAGCCACAUCAAGUAUUUCAUCGGAUGCCGCCAAUACCGGUGAUCGGGCAAGAGGCAGCUCAUGACUUUCUAAUGCACAAUGUCUGGUCCAUUUCUGGUGCUAGCGCACAAAAUUGGUAAUCUAAAUGAAGAGAUUGUCAAACUACAUAGAGCCAUGACGAGUUUUUGUUCCAAAGGUUUGCUUACCUUGUUUCUAGACUCCUAUCUUCGUUUACUCUUGGCAUUGUCUACUCUUUCCUUGUAUUAUUUGCUGUUUAAUUGUCUUGCCUGUGGCCCUGUGCAAGGGACAUUUUCUCUGGCUUGUUGUUCUGGUCAGUUAGGAUGGCUGGUGAUAUUUGUUGGGAUUAGCUACUGCUAACAAAGUGUGUCCAAUCCUUGAACUGAAAGUAAUAUAUUUAUCCAUUUAUUUUGAAA
This is a messenger RNA of Musa acuminata subsp. malaccensis (wild Malaysian banana), 2627 nucleotides long. NCBI's taxonomy places the organism in Eukaryota, Viridiplantae, Streptophyta, Magnoliopsida, Zingiberales, Musaceae. The record is from RefSeq and is a predicted model, not a curated record.